CUUUCGCAGAAAACUUGUACGGUCGGUUGCAAUUUUUUCUUUUUUUUCAUUCGUUUUGUAUAAAAAAUCGGAGUCUAUCUGUUCUAAAUUCCAUCUAGACAAAAAAAACCACACGCACGUCACAUAAUGAUGAUGUGCCGUGUAAAUUUGUGAAUGUUAUGUGAACGUCCGCACAAGAUGUAAAAUGUAGUGCAAAUUACUACUUUAUUGCUUUUGUUUAUUUGAUUUUGUUGUUGUCAUCGUUUUUAAUGAAAAGAAAAUUUACAAAGAUUUAUUUAUGCCUCAAAGAAUCGUCCAAAAAAGCAAAAUAACAAUAAUCGAUUUUUAACAGUCUUUAAGUACUCACUCGUUCGUCUCCAGUUGGACAUAUCUUUCAAACAAUCACCGAGUGUAAUGAAGUGAAACCUUGUGCUGUGUGUAAUUGUGUUACUUUUGGGCGAAAUGUGUAUGGGGUGGUGAAGAAGAAGAAGAAGAAGAAGGGUCACUCUUAAAGCGGCGGUCCGUUUAAUUUUGUAUUGCCAAAAUUGAAGCCAAACACGCUGUGUGAGUGAGUGUUUUAUGCGGCUGUGACCAAUUACAUAGAUUGUACAACAACACACUGUAUUGGCAUUCAGCAAAACAACAAAAAUCGAAAGAAGCCACAACGCGAAGAAACAACAAAAACAAGAUAUUAAAGAAAUUCCAAAGAGUUGGUUCGUGAGUUCGUGUUUUAAUGACAAAUACGUUUUGCUUUUGAUUAUAGUUAAAUGUAAAGCUCUUCUACACACAAUUCAUUUAGUGGAAGUGUAAUUUAUUGUUAUUGUUGCUUCGUUAACCUACCGCAAAAUUGCUGAAAAAAGUGAAAAUUAUAUUUUUUUGCUUUAAUGUAAUAUGUCUUAAUAACAAAACAGCAACAACACCAGUGCCAAAGACAUAAAAUAACAAAACCUCGCCGUAGCCGUCGCAGUCGUCGUCAUCGUUAGCAGCGUGGUCGACAGGGAAAGGAUGAUAAAAGUCUGGACAUUAUGGGACAAUAUAAACCUGAAAUAUUCUGUUAAGGCAGUAAUCGAAAACGAUAUCGAUAAAAACAAUUGUAUGCUAAUCAUUAUUCAAAGAGUCAACAACAAAUAACAACAUCAGUUUGUCGUCGUCGUCAUCAUCGUUGUCGUCGUAUAUAUUGUUUUGUGUAUUAUUUAAAACAAAAAAAAAAAAACAAAGAAAAGUAUUGGAACAACAAUUAUUAUUUUAAUCCAAAGGAUCAAACUACAAAGAACAUAAGCCAACAAUACGAACAAUUCUACUUGUUACUGCUCUAAUCAUUCAAGAGUACAGCAUCUUUGGGAAUAUUACAAAAACUCUGUAAUCUAAAGAACUUGCUAUUCGCAUUGCAAUGUUCUGAUCCUGCCAAAAAGCAACAAAACGGCAACAAUAUUAUCUAUUAUAUAAAGCAUUAUAAACAAAAGUAUCUCAUACAUCACUCUAACAAUUUAAGGAUAUUUUCAUAUACAUCCAUACAUCUUAUAUAUAUAUAUACAACAACGUUAAACUAAAGAGAAAAAUCGUUAAAGAGUCGUCUAUACUGCAGCAUAGAAUGAGAAGAAGUUGCGUAAAAAAGACAACCGAAGUUAUUUUUAUAUAAUAUUGAGGAAAAAGAGAAGAAAUACACUUAUUAUUGUGUUUUGUUUUAUAUAAAUAUCAUAUAGAACUCUAUAUACUUCUAUAUAUUAAAACAAAAGAAAUUGUUUGUAUGCGUUAAGAAGAAUCUCUUUUCUACAUUGUCGUCCGUCAAGUUCAACGUUAUUCGUUACAAAACAACGAAUAUACAUUUUGCUAUCUUCAACAUCAUCAUCACUAUCAUCGUAUUUAUAUCUCGCAGCACCACAUUAUCUUCAAACCCAGUGUCCAUGUGUAAUUCUAUAGAUAGCUGAUUUUCGUUUUUAAAAAAACAUACAAAUUCAAAACAGAUGGCCCAUGUGGUCGGCGUCCCCAGGCGCGAUCCCUGUCGUAAAUGCCAACUGCCUGUCUUUCUGGCAGAACGUCUCCUGGUAGGCAAAAAAGUCUAUCAUCGAACAUGUCUAAAAUGUGCCCGAUGUGGAUCCCAAUUGACACCAGGAAGUUUUUAUGAAACUGAAGUGGAUGAUCAAUACUGCUGUGAGACAUGUCCCGAUGAAGAGAUCACCGCCACAAAUGUGGAUGGUGGAGGUGAUGUUGCUGCUGCAAGCAGUGUCCCACAUCCAUCGCCGCCUUCGGCUGAAAUUUCCACAGAAGUUCAAUUAAGAAGUAAAUUGGAUGGUGAUGUAUCACCCACCAUAACACGUUCGGUACGCAGUUCCAUAAGAGAUCGUUUGGCAUUUUUCGAACAAAAACAACAACAAACAACGGAAAAGCAGCGAGAGGGUUCUGCAGAGAGCGAUAGUAAACUUUUACAAAAAAGUCUAAGCGAUGAGGAAAAAUCCAAAAGUCUACAAAGAAUGGAGAAUAAUUCAUCGGCCAUGGCUACUACAUCUUAUAAAAUGAAUUCAGCUUUAAGUAAUUUUCUCAAUGACACAGUGGAUAAUGAGCCUGAGGAUCAAAAUCAGGCAGAAGAGGAUGAGGAAAGCCUGUCAUUGACAUCAUCGGCACAAAAUUCCAAAAUGGAUACUGAUUCAGAGGAAACUGAUGAUUUAACUUCGGUAUCACUGCCUCCGGAGUUACCCAAAUCUUUGCCACCCUUAGUGGUGGAACAGGAAUCAGCUGAUGAGAAGCAAAAGAAAGAGGAGAAAGAGGAAGCCAAACGUUUCACAGCCUCAGCUCAAUUGAUAUUGGGGGGAAAUUCCACCACAGAUUCCUCCCAUUUGAAGGCUGAUGAAGAAGAAAAUAUCAUACGUUCAAGAUCGCAAUCCCGCUCCCCCACCAACUCAACAGGCAGACAAACCUCGGAAUUGAAAAUUAGUCUUAGAUCCUCUUUGAAGUCCCACGAUAAAACGAAUAAUAAUACUGAGCUGGAAGAUAAUGAUGAUAAAGCAAAAACUAUAGCUGCCCAGCAAAUGGCCCCUCAACCAAACUUAACAUCCCAAAUGACGGAGACAAUACAGCAAAUAGAAUUAGAAAAUAAUUUAGCAUGUAAUGAAACUAAUGAUAAUGAUUGUGUUACCAAAGACAAAGCUAAGGUGAAUGAUUCCAUGAUGGCAAUGGAAACAGAAAUCGAGGCUGCACAGCAGUUAGAGAGCACAACUACAACCACAACAACGGCACUUGAAGAAGUGAACAGCACUAAGCCUUCUGGAGAGAAAAUUGAAACCAGUGACAAACCAAUUGGAGAAACCGAAAAUGAGGUUGAAUUACGCACAAAAUCUUUGAAGGAUAACCACAACACCCUACAUGCUUCGACACCUUGCGUGGAGGAUAAGGAGACCACCCAAAGGCUUAGUGUGGUACGUGCUCGCCUGCAACAAUUUGAAGUAAUUACAAAUAAUGAAAAAGCAAAAGAAUCAUCACCUAUAUCAGCCGCUACUAAGGCAAAGGAAAAUUUGAAUAUUUCAACUCCACCAUUAACAACACCACCAAAAACACCCAUAGCACCAAUGCCAAUUAUAACAACAACAGCACCUACAACACCCCCUAUGGAAUUAAAAGAAGAUGAGUCUUUAAGCCGCUCAAUGGAAGAUGAGCAAGUGUGUGCUACAUCUAUAACACAGAAAGAUCCAAAUGAAGAUACAACCAUGGUGCAAAUGGAUGAUGACACCAACACUGAAACUGUAACUGAAAGUCUGGAAAAGCCGCCUAAUGAGAAACCAAUACAAGAAGUGCCUUUAGUAAUGGAAACAAAAGACAAUGAACUAUUAGAAGAUAAGCACAAGUCAAUUGAAAAGGAAGAAGCGAAAGAAGAAGAGGAAGAAAAGGAAAGCGCAAAAGUUGAGCCAAAAGUCUCACCACCUUCUUCUUCACCUCUCAGAAAUAGCUCUACACCCAAUAAACCACCCUUGGAAGAAUAUCCUGAAGAUUUGAAUCCCUUCAAGUCGGACGAUGAAGAUGAGCCCAACGAAGAGAAUAAAGAAAAUGUGGUUUUACGUAAACCUCCCAUACCCAAACAACCAGCCAAGGUCAUAAGUUGUAAUCCUUUUGAUUCCUCAGAUGAUGAAAUUGAAUUGGAUAAGUCGCAAAAUUCGACUAUAUCAACUCCCAAGAUUCCACCACCCAGGCCACCACCACCACGCAUUUCUAGGAAUCCCUUUGGCAGUGAGGACGAAGAUGAGGAUCUAUCCAAAGCAUCACAAUUGCGGCGGUCUUCAUUGACAGCGUCGCAAAGUAAGCGAACACCGGUGCCCACACCCAGGACCAAUGUAUCGCAAUCCCUGAAUCCCACACCCGAGCCAACACCACGUCUCAGCACAAAGAUCAAUAGCAACGGCCUCCACAGCAAUAGCAACACCAACAUCAUCUCGUCGUCCAACACCACAUCGAAUUCAUUUGUUUUACAAAAUUCCAGUGAUUUCUAUGGCAGCGCCAAUUCAUUGCACAGCAAUCACAACAACUCUGCAUCCACAACAACAACACCUAAUAAUUUCUUGCGUAAUUCCGAUAUCAGAUCCUCCAACAAUUCCCUGAAUCUCUCGGCGGGAGGCACCAUAAGGUCGAGAAAGUCUCGUAGGGCCCCUCUGCCACCGGCUCCCGUCAAGGAACUGUUUCCCUCUUCGGAGACCUUGAAUACCAGUUCCAAAGCCUCCACACCCAGUUCCAGCACUGUGGGCACUCCCAAGUCAGGUCGCAAGAAGAGACCUGCCCCUGCUCCACCAAAGCCGGCCAGAUUGGAUCCCUCAACAGCCAUACCCCAGAUACAAGCACCCGAAUCACUAAACCUCAAUACACAGUCAAAAAACUUGCUUAGUUACCCUCUGCAGAGUGAAUUGGACUCGAAAUUAUCCGACGAAGAGAAAGCUUUGUUGGAGGGUAAAACUAAUGCGGCAGAACUUGCAGUUCUCUCCCAAGACGAGGAUAGCAGGCGUAACUCCAAGCGUCUCAUACCCCUGGACAAGGAGCUGCUGGAGGAGCAUGCCAAUGAAAGUCAAUGUGAUGACUUGAAACAUCAACAACAACAUUUACAAAAAUCCCAUCACCAUGUUCAAGAAUCCGAACCCAAUGUGGUAUAUCGCCGUCUGCUAAUACCUCACAACUUGGAUACUCCCACUCAUGAAUCGAAUCCUUUGUUGGAUGAACUCAACAACUCCUCCAUGCUGGGUGAGCGUCAACUGGAGAAGCUCAAAGAUAACAAAGAGGCCAAUAAUCGCAAUAGACAAUCUCAAAUAUCCGCCGCCUCUUCCGGUAAUGAGGACAAUGAUCCCCUCUUCAAUAAAUCCGUCCAUGGCAAAUGGAAAAGGCGCAAAGGUCCCGCUCCUGCCUUACCCAUACCCCCCAGGCGCGUAUUGCAAAUGCUACCCCUGCAAGAGAUCAAACAUGAAUUGGACAUCAUUGAGGUGCAACAACAGGGUCUGGAAAAGCAGGGUGUCAUUCUGGAGAAAAUGAUUCGUGAUCGUUGUGAAGGCGAGAAUGGUGAACCUUUAAAUGCCGCCGGUGAAAUACCACCCACCUUGGACGGUACUAGUGGAGGUGUUGGCCAUCAAUCGCCUGCUUUGGAAAACUCCAAAGAGGUGGAAAAUCUUAUACUUCAACUAUUCGAGUUGGUCAAUGAGAAGAAUGAAUUGUUCCGGCGGCAAGCUGAACUUAUGUAUCUACGCCGUCAACAUCGCUUGGAACAAGAACAAGCCGAUUUGGAAUAUGAAAUACGUGUGCUAAUGGCACAACCGGAACGCAAUAAAACUGAUUCGGAUAAGGCCAGAGAGGAAGCCUUCAUCGAACGUCUAAUUGAAGUAGUGCAAUUACGUAAUGAAGUUGUGGAAUGCUUGGAAAUGGAUCGCAUUCGAGAAGCCGAAGAAGAUCAAAGUAUAAAACAACGUUUGGAAUCACACAUAGCCAAUAAGAGGGACGAUGAACCCGAAACUAAAAAGUCCUCUACAUCGAAGCUAUCGAAAAAGGAAAAGAAAAAACAAAAAGAAUCCAAAAAAUUGGCGAAAAAUAAAAAAUUAGAUGCUGAUAAGGAUGCUGAUGAAUCCGAAUUGAGUUUGGACAAACAAAAAACCAAAAAGAAAAAGAAGCUCUUAAUCUUCUAAACAACUCAACUCAGCAGCUCAGCUCCAAAACUCUGGGUAAUUCCUUCAACUAAGUCGUUCGUUCUCUUCUCUGUAUUUUAUGUGUGAUAAAAAACAAAUUCUAAUGGCCAAUCUUGUUUAAACAAAGAAAAAUUAUAUAUUGUCAUUACUUUUAGUUGUCUUAACAGUUUUAGUGUGUGAAAAAAAACCUAGUUUUUUGUGUUUGGAUUAAUUAUUUAUUUAGAUCUUAGAGCGGCGCUCAUUAUGUCACUUGAAAUUAAAAAUUCCUGUUCUCAACACUUGUAGUAUUUUUAAUGUAGUCCUCACCACACCACUCCACCACUAAAAUUUAUAGCAUUAUAGCUUAUUUUGUUAUUUGAAAUUAAAAAUUUCUUCAAAUGUUUUUUCUUUUUUUUUUCUUAAAACAAAAGAAAUAAAAAUUAAAAGCUCCAUAAUUAUUUGCAAUACAUAUAUUUUUUUUACAUAUAAAUAUUCUAUCUAUAUUUAGUAUUUACUUUCUUAUUCAUAAGUCUAAUUUAAAUCAAAAAAAAUAUGAAAUUCAUUAAUUUUUUUAUUUUUGUUUUUCAAAAUCUCAAUAAAAAGAUUACAGUAAUUUUUCUCUAUUUGGAUUUUUUUAUAUGAAAAUGUUCUAUUUAUUUUUUUUUUGUAUAAUUCUAAGCAUUAAUGUUCCCCUCUACGAGGUCUCUGCACUGUAUGUCCUUUAGCUGUUAACGCCCUUAUAUUUGCAUUUUGGGAGCUAUAAGCGUGCAUUAUUCUCGUUUCUUAUUCUUUGUUUUGAUAUUCUAUUACUGCAUAUACAUAUGAUGAUUUCAUCGAAAUGUGUGUUUAUUUUUAUUAUUAUUGAAAAAUAUAAUAAAAUAGAAUGCUUUGCUUUGA
Stomoxys calcitrans (stable fly) is the source of this 7001-nucleotide messenger RNA. It is a transcript of the gene MICAL-like, whose product is annotated as MICAL-like protein 1. Gene Ontology annotation, molecular function: protein binding. NCBI's taxonomy places the organism in Eukaryota, Metazoa, Arthropoda, Insecta, Diptera, Muscidae. The transcript has 7 exons. The record is from RefSeq and is a predicted model, not a curated record. The coding region runs from base 1944 to 6125 and encodes 1393 amino acids.